Molecule: messenger RNA, 1979 nt
Organism: Medicago truncatula (barrel medic)
Lineage: Eukaryota; Viridiplantae; Streptophyta; Magnoliopsida; Fabales; Fabaceae
Product: pectin acetylesterase 3
Exons: 14
Coding region: 122-1507 (461 amino acids)
Biological process (GO): cell wall organization
Cellular component (GO): plant-type cell wall
Molecular function (GO): pectin acetylesterase activity
Source: RefSeq, a predicted model, not a curated record
GAGAAAAUAAAGAUCAGAGAGCGACAAAGAUCCAGUUCAAGUACCACACAUACAUACAUACAUACAUACAUAGGAGAGUGUGAGUGAAGUUGAAGAAGCUUCGGUUCUGUUCUGAGAAAUAAUGAGAAGAAUGAAUAUUAUUCUGAUAAUAAUAACAGUAACUUUUUCCUCAGUUAGAUCUCAGACACAAAAUCUAUCUCCUCGGUAUAUCUUGGAGAACGAUAACGAUGUCGUUUCAGUUUCAUCCUCUCCCCUGCUGCCUCAACCUCUCAUGAUCCCACUCACUCUUAUUCAUGGAGCUGUUUCUAAAGGAGCAGUAUGUUUGGAUGGAACUUUACCUGGUUACCACUUCCAUCCCGGAUCUGGAUCUGGUGCAAAUAGUUGGCUCAUUCAAUUGGAGGGAGGAGGAUGGUGUAAUACCAUCAGAAGUUGUGUCUUUAGAAAAACUACUCGACGCGGUUCCUCAAAAUACAUGGAAAAGCAACUACCAUUCACUGGAAUAUUGAGCAAUAAAGCUGAACAAAAUCCUGAUUUCUUUAACUGGAACAGAGUCAAAGUGCGGUACUGUGAUGGGGCUUCUUUCAGUGGAGACAGUCAAAACGAGGCUGCACAGCUUCAAUUUAGAGGACAGAAAAUAUGGCUAGCUGCAAUGGAAGAAUUAAUGUCCAGGGGAAUGAAGAACGCCAACCAGGCUCUUUUAUCUGGAUGCUCUGCGGGUGGUCUGGCAUCUAUACUACAUUGCGAUGAGUUCCAAAGCUUGUUUCCAAAAUCUACCAAAGUGAAAUGUUUGAGUGAUGCAGGAUUUUUUCUUGAUGCAACUGAUGUAUCUGGGGGGCACACAUUGAGGAAUCUGUUUGGAGGUGUAGUUAAUUUACAGGAAGUGCAAAAAAAUCUACCAAAAAGUUGUCUCAACCACCUGGACCCAACUUCGUGCUUCUUUCCUCAAAAUUUGAUCGAUCAUGUUCAGACUCCAUUGUUUCUGCUGAAUGCAGCUUAUGAUGCAUGGCAGUUCCAAGAAAGUCUAGCUCCUCAUUCAGCAGAUCCUCAUGGAUCUUGGAAUAAUUGUAAAUCAAAUCAUGCAAAUUGUAAUUCAUCCCAAAUUCAGAUCCUCCAAAACUUCAGAAAUCAAAUGCUAAAUGACAUCAAAGGAUUUUCAACGACUUCUCAAUCUGGAUUAUUCAUAAAUUCUUGUUUUGCUCAUUGCCAAUCGGAGAGACAAGAUACAUGGUUUGCUGAUGACUCUCCCCUCCUUAACAACAUGCCAAUUGCGGUUGCCAUUGGAAAUUGGUUUUUCGAUCGUCAAGUUGUCAAAGCUAUUGAUUGUGCUUACCCCUGUGAUAAUACCUGCCAUAAUCUGGUCUUCAAUGUUGGUAAAUCUGCCAUGGUAGACUCUCAAUCCACAAGUGAUGAUAUUCCUACCUCCAUGCAAUAUUCCCGCUCCACAAGGUUGACUUUUAGUGCUGGCUUAUUUGUACUAAGUGCUUUAUUACCAAUUACAUGCUCAUAAUACACUGGUGUUAUUAAAAUUCGAAUUACACUAUGGUGCUACAUAUAAUAUAAUAUAUAGCACUUUAAACUCGUGCUUGAAGUUGCAACUUACAAGAUUCAAGGAAAGCAAAGAAAAGAAAUUUGUCUUGAGACAAAGUGUAAGUAUGCCAGGUUGGAAUAGAAAUAUUCUCUUAUGUUAGAGGAUUCUGAUGCUGUAGCCUGUAGGUGGUGGAUUGGGAAUAGAUACUUAAUAUAAUGAGACCAUUAGAUAGAGAACAAAUUGGAGUAAUGAUGCUAUGUACAAGUGGUGUUGGUGUGAUUGGAUUAUUAAGAGGUCAUGUUAAAAAAAUGUAUGCCCCUUGCAAAAGCAAGUUUAAGGAGGUCAAAUGCUCUCAAACAUGAUAUGUCUAUAGUCCUAUUUUACUACUGUAAAUGAGUAAAGUGUAAAGGUAAAAUAAUAAGAGUCGUUAUUUCAACAAAUUUCUAGUUUA